Molecule: messenger RNA, 1959 nt
Organism: Aureobasidium melanogenum CBS 110374
Lineage: Eukaryota; Fungi; Ascomycota; Dothideomycetes; Dothideales; Saccotheciaceae
Exons: 5
Coding region: 1-1959 (652 amino acids)
Biological process (GO): telomere capping; regulation of telomere maintenance via telomerase
Cellular component (GO): chromosome, telomeric region; nuclear telomere cap complex
Molecular function (GO): G-rich strand telomeric DNA binding; telomerase inhibitor activity
Source: RefSeq, a predicted model, not a curated record
AUGGCUCAAUCUCGUCCUAGCACGCUGACCAGCUUGGCUGAUGCAUACAAAGACUGCAAGUCUGCGAGUGCUGCGCCGAUCAUUAAUCUCAUGGGUAUUGUCGUAGAUGUGUUACUUCCAUCGCCAAACAAGAAGACUGGAGAUUGGCAAAUUACCUUUACACUCCAGGACUCGGACAUGAUUAAAAUUCCUGUCUUUACCAAAGGUCUCAAAGCUCGCUUUUUCGCGAGAACCAAGGAAGAGCUUCCUCCGACUCCAUCUUUAGGCGACAUCGUUCUCAUACGCAAUUGCAAGGUCAUAGCAGUCUAUAAUGCACCAUUAAUAGUCGAUGCGAGGAGACUGGCAAGCAUAAUUGUCUACCAAGCAGCUUCAAUACCGGAGCAAGGUUUCAUGCAAUCUUUUCUUGGCGAAAAAGAUAUUCCAUCUUUGCCUCAAGAUCCGAACCCAAGACCUUCGAAGGCCGAGCAGAUGUACGCUAUCACUCUCAGGCAACUUGCGCCAUCUGUUGUCAAUACUGCUGGUCCUUCCGAUGCUGCUUCAAUCCCUACUCGACCUGCCGCUGAUCGAGCUGGUGGGGCUCCACAGAACAAUUUCAAGUUUCGCCUAAUCACAAAUGUCAACUACAAUGACUAUUGCGACCUUGCUGUUGAGGUCGUAAAAAGGUUCCCGAACUCAAAUGGUAGUAUGGAGCUAUAUGUCACUGACUACACAGCCAACGAUUCCUUGUAUGACUAUCCUGCUCCGGAUGAUGCAGAUGCGGAUGAUGACAGCAGGUAUGGUAGAACCAGUUAUCACAAAAAUUUUCAGAAUGACCAUGAAUUGAAUAGGGAUGGUGAUUACUACGGCUACAUCUCGAAUGUCACAGGAAAGCGCAAAACCUGGCCCGGACCUUCUGGUCGUCGUACUCUGCAAGUUGAACUUCUUCCCCCUCAUGCAGGAUAUGCUCGCGACAGAGUCAAGGAAGGUGAUUUUGUCAAGCUUUCGAACGUUCGAAUCAAGCAGAGCGGUGCGGGAAAGAUGGAAGGCAAUCUCUGGCCAGAUAGACAGUUCCCGGACAAGAUCUUGGUUCACCAAUUGAAAGAUGUGAAGCAAUUAAAGACUCUUGUUGACCGCCGAGAAGGUUAUUGGAGAGAGCACAACGCUCAGAUUGAAGCCAAGCAGCAAAGCAAAGAAACCGAAGGGCAGGGAAAGAGACUGACCAAGAAACAGAAAAGGAAGGCCCGGAAGUUAGGUCUUAAUAAGGAUGAGACCGCUCCAACUUCGACUACUCUUGAUAGCAAUACGCACGUCAGCUGUGUGAACUUCACCGGGGUAAAAGUGAGCACUAUCAGAGAUAUACUGUCCAGAGAUCAUUCCUACACUGGUAGAUCUGGAGUGAAGCUUGAACUGCCUUAUCUCAAUGUCAAGCAUAAGGUCAAAGUCAGAGUCGUGGAUUUUUGGCCACCAAUACUGGAAGAUUUCGCAUCAACUGCACCAGUUACCGACGCUUGUGAAGAACAUUCGGACGAUGAUAUGGACACGACCAGCCCUCUCUCGAGUCAAAAAUGGAUAUGGGACUUCUUUCUACUUUUGGAAGAUGUCAAGCCUCAUCAACCAAGCAGCGAGCCAGCACAGUUGUGGGUGCAUGUGGACCACAGAUACGCAGAGUUCCUCUUAUGCAUGGAUGAGGACGCUACGGAUCUGCGACGUGAUACGCGAACACUUGCCAAGCUACGCGAGCAGAUGGCAAUUCUCUGGGGCAACUUGGAAGAACUCAAGACCGCUGCUCUGGCAAAGCAACAGCCAUUUCCGGCACCCCAAGCCGCCGCAGCUGAGCGUACAAACCUGUCGAACCUGCCAUUCUACUGUUUCAUCGCAGAAUAUGGCCAAGAAUUGGAUCAAGAUGACAUCGAAUCCGCGGACUCUUCAGGUUACACAACACUCUACGAUAUGUCCGGUGCUCGGAUAUUUCAGGAAUAG